AGCAAAAUUGCUGCAUAUGAGUGCGCAAAGAUAGAUACUACCUACAAAAACGGCACCAUGCUGCAAUUUGGUAAUAAGCUUAGGACGUUCGUAAAUUUACUGACUCAGCAAAAAGUGGCUGAAAAAGAGAUUAAAAAAAAAUCAUUAAAAACGAGAUAA
Messenger RNA from Cokeromyces recurvatus, 159 nucleotides. RefSeq lists its product as uncharacterized. NCBI's taxonomy places the organism in Eukaryota, Fungi, Mucoromycota, Mucoromycetes, Mucorales, Mucoraceae. The transcript has a single exon. The annotation marks the transcript as partial. The record is from RefSeq and is a predicted model, not a curated record.